This is a messenger RNA of Engraulis encrasicolus (European anchovy), 6602 nucleotides long. RefSeq names its product exportin 7 (gene xpo7). The record is from RefSeq and is a predicted model, not a curated record. Gene Ontology annotation, molecular function: nuclear export signal receptor activity; small GTPase binding. NCBI's taxonomy places the organism in Eukaryota, Metazoa, Chordata, Actinopteri, Clupeiformes, Engraulidae. Gene Ontology annotation, cellular component: cytoplasm; nuclear pore. Bases 494 to 3916 code for a protein of 1140 amino acids. Gene Ontology annotation, biological process: protein export from nucleus. The transcript has 28 exons.
GUUUUUUUGGCAGUGCAGUCCAAUGAUCUGUGAUGCAGUACUUGAAUGUGUGUGUGCAUCAAGGGGUAAUGUCCCGAUAUUGCAUCAUGUUAUUGCAUGAGUUGUGUGUUUGAAUCAUGUUUAAUGAGGCCAGGUGAUUAAAAGAUGCUGCUAUUUACAGCAAGCACAACAGUUUGCUGCUGUAUUUGUUUUGCUUUUUUUAAGUUGUAAGUUAUUGCUAACGAACAGAAAGUGGGAGAAGAUGUCGUUGAUGAUUACAUGCUCUGUCAUCAACUUGGACUGGUCUGAUCAGCUUGUCUUUAGUUUCUAAAAUCUAGUUCAUUAAAUUACUACUAAAACCUAGUUUAAUUACAAGCAACACACGCAUGUAGAAAAUGGUGAGCCUUUUCUUCUACAGAAAACUUGUAGUUUUUAGGGAGAAUGUCUUAUUUCUUCGUUGUUGUGUGAUGGGCUAAACCUACUUCACUUGUCUGAUAAUGGUUCACGGAUAGCAAUGCUAGGAGAAAGUGGGAGAGGCCCUUAUUUACAUGCUCUGUCAUCAAUUGGGUCAGGCCGUAUUGGGUCGUGUUGUUGUCUUAAGUUGUUAAAACUUAAAGUUCCUUUAAUGACUUUUCAAGAAGACCAAGUUUAUUUAAUUACAAGCCAUCAGGCGCACGGACAUGUGGAAAUGAGCCUAGCCCAGCUAGAGAUACUGUGCAAGCAGCUCUAUGAGACCACAGACACCACCACACGGCUCCAGGCGGAGAAGGCCCUGGUCGAGUUCACCAACAGUCCCGACUGCCUGAACAAAUGCCAACUCUUGCUCGAGAGAGGAAGUUCGUCUUACUCGCAGUUACUGGCUGCCACAUGUCUGUCCAAACUGGUCUCCCGCACUAGUAAUCCACUUCCUCUGGAGCAGCGCAUAGACAUCCGGAAUUAUGUUCUUAACUACUUGGCAAGUCGACCAAAGCUCGCCGCUUUUGUGACACAAGCAUUGAUCCAGCUGUAUGCCAGAAUCACCAAGCUCGGCUGGUUCGACUGCCAGAAGGAAGAUUAUGUUUUUAGGAAUGUCAUCGUAGAUGUUACGAGGUUUCUUCAGGACAGUGUUGAACACUGCAUCAUAGGAGUGACUAUUCUUUCUCAGCUCACCAAUGAAAUUAAUCAAGCUGACACAACCCAUCCCUUGACGAAGCAUCGGAAGAUUGCGUCGUCGUUUCGGGAUUCGUCAUUAUUUGAUAUCUUCACACUCUCCUGCAACCUCCUCAAACAGGCUUCGGGGAAGAACCUGAACCUGAAUGAUGAGAGUCAGCAUGGGCUGCUCAUGCAGCUCCUCAAGCUGGCCCACAACUGCCUCAACUUCGACUUCAUCGGCACGUCCACGGACGAGUCCUCCGACGACCUGUGCACCGUCCAGAUCCCCACCAGCUGGAGAUCAGCAUUUUUGGACUCUUCAACCCUCCAACUGUUUUUUGAUUUGUAUCAUUCCAUCCCUCCUUCCCUUUCUCCUUUGGUUCUGUCUUGCCUUGUCCAGAUAGCGUCAGUCCGGCGGUCACUCUUCAACAACGCAGAGAGGGCAAAAUUCCUCUCUCAUCUAGUUGAUGGCGUGAAGAGAAUACUGGAGAAUCCACAGAGUUUGUCUGAUCCAAAUAAUUACCACGAGUUCUGCCGGCUGCUGGCCAGACUAAAGAGCAACUAUCAACUGGGCGAGCUCGUGAAGGUGGAAAACUACCCAGAAGUCAUCAGGCUAAUCGCCAAUUUCACCGUCACCAGCCUACAGCACUGGGAGUUUGCCCCCAACAGCGUGCACUACCUGCUGAGCCUGUGGCAGCGUCUGGCUGCGUCUGUGCCCUAUGUGAAGGCCACGGAGCCCCACAUGCUGGAGACCUACACUCCCGAGGUCACCAAGGCCUACAUCACCUCGCGCCUGGAGUCCAUACACAUCAUCCUCAGGGAUGGCCUGGAGGACCCCCUGGACGACGCGGGGCUGGUGCAGCAGCAGCUGGAUCAGCUGUCCACCAUCGGCCGCUGCGAGUACGAGAAGACGUGCGCCCUGCUGGUGCAGCUGUUCGACCAGUCGGCACAGUCCUACCAGGAGCUGCUGCAGUCCACCAACUCCAGCACCAUGGACAUCGCCGUGCAGGAAGGACGAUUGACGUGGCUGGUGUACAUCAUCGGAGCCGUGAUCGGUGGCAGGGUCUCUUUCGCCAGCACAGAUGAGCAAGAUGCCAUGGAUGGAGAGCUUGUGUGUCGAGUGUUGCAGUUAAUGAACCUAACGGACUCGAGACUGGCGCAGGCGGGCAACGAGAAGCUUGAGCUGGCCAUGCUCAGUUUCUUUGAGCAAUUUCGCAAGAUCUACAUCGGUGACCAGGUGCAGAAGUCCUCUAAGUUGUACCGACGCCUGUCCGAAGUCUUGGGGUUGAACGAUGAGACCAUGGUACUCAGCGUGUUCAUUGGGAAAAUCAUUACCAACCUGAAAUAUUGGGGACAAUGCGAACCAAUCACCUCCAAGACACUACAGCUCCUGAAUGACCUCUCCAUAGGGUACAGUAGUGUGAGAAAGCUGGUGAAGCUGAGUGCAGUCCAAUUCAUGCUGAAUAACCACACAAGCGAGCACUUUUCCUUUCUCGGCGUAAACAAUCAGUCCAACCUAAGUGACAUGCGGUGUCGGACCACCUUCUACACGGCACUGGGACGCCUACUCAUGGUGGACUUAGGGGAGGACGAGGACCAGUUUGAGCAGUUCAUGCUCCCUCUGACUGCAGCGUUUGAGGCCGUUGCAGCCAUGUUCAGCACUAACACUUUCAACGAACAAGAGGCCAAAAGGACAUUAGUGGGCCUGGUUCGAGACCUUAGAGGAAUCGCCUUUGCCUUCAACGCCAAGACCUGCUUCAUGAUGCUGUUCGACUGGAUCUACCCCUCCUACAUGCCCAUCCUGCAGAGGGCGAUAGAGCUGUGGUACCACGUCCCUGCCUGCACCACUCCUGUACUCAAGCUCAUGGCCGAGCUCGUCCAUAACAGGUCCCAGAGGUUACAGUUUGACGUGUCAUCGCCCAACGGCAUCCUGCUGUUCAGAGAGACCAGCAAGAUGAUCACCACCUACGGCAACCGCAUCCUGACGCUGGGCGAGGUGCCAAAGGACCAGGUGUACGCCCUGAAGCUGAAGGGCAUCUCCAUCUGCUUCUCCAUGCUGAAGGCCGUGCUCAGCGGGAACUACGUCAACUUCGGAGUCUUCCGGCUGUACGGGGACGACGCACUGGACAACGCGCUGCAGACCUUUAUUAAGCUGCUGCUGUCUAUACCGCACAGCGACCUGUUGGACUACCCCAAGCUGAGCCAGUCGUACUACUCGUUACUGGAGGUGUUGACGCAGGACCACAUGAACUUCAUCGCCAGUCUGGAGCCGCACGUGGUCAUGUACAUCCUCUCUUCCAUAUCAGAGGGCCUCACUGCACUCGACACCAUGGUGUGCACAGGUUGCUGCUCGAGCCUGGACCACAUCGUGACGUACCUGUUCAAGCAGCUGUCGCGCAGCACCAAGAAGAGGGCGGCGCCCAUGGCCCAGGAGAGCGACCGCUUCCUCCACAUCAUGCAGCAGCACCCCGAGAUGAUCCAGCAGAUGCUGUCCACGGUGCUUAAUAUUAUUAUAUUUGAAGACUGCCGAAAUCAGUGGUCCAUGUCGCGGCCACUGCUGGGUUUGAUCUUGUUAAAUGAGAAGUAUUUUGCAGACUUGAGGAACAGCAUCGUCAACAGCCAGCCACCAGAAAAACAACAGGCCAUGCACUUAUGCUUUGAAAACUUAAUGGAAGGCAUAGAACGGAACCUGCUAACCAAAAAUAGAGACAGGUUUACACAGAACCUUUCAGUAUUUAGACGGGAAGUGAACGACUCCAUGAAGAAUUCCACAUACGGGGUAAACAGCAACGACAUGAUGAGCUGACAUUCCACUGGGCACCUGUCCAUGGCAGCGGCAAUGCGGUCACGCGCCACUUUGCGCUCUUGCGCCCUCCUCCUCCUCCUCCUCUUCCUCCUCCACCUCCCCCAGGGCCCGGACGCCAGGGGGACACCGCUGUGCAAGCCUGCUCCUCCUCUAACUCGCACUCCUCCUCCUGCGCCUCCUUUCGCUCCUCGACUCCUCUUAACCUCCCAGGCACCUUGCUCCCCUCCUGUCGCUCUUCUCCCCAUCACUCGGUCCUCCCCACCUUUUUUAUAUAUUCACGUAUAAAUAUACACCGAUUUUAAAGCCAGUUUUCUCAAGGCCGCCCCCACUGACUUUCCUGGAAGUCAGUCUGUGAGUGAGUGAGUGGGUGGGUUGGCCGGGCGGUGGGUUGAGGGCCCAGCGUCCAAAGAGAGAGUUGGGUCUGAGAGGAGAGGAGAGGAGAUGAGGGGGGAGAUUUAUUGAGGUAUGGGCCAGGAGUGGAGGUGUCUGGAGAGACUGGCACAAGCGUACGAAUGGCUGCUGUUCUUCCAUCCCUCAAGAGAUUGAGGGAGGGUGCGCGUGUGUGUGUGUGUGUGUGUGUGUGUGUGUGUGUGUGUGUGUGUGUGUGUGUGUGUGUGUGUGUGUGUGUGUGUGUGUGUGUGUGUGUGUGUGUGUGUGUGUGUGUGUGUGUGCGCGCGUCCGUGUCCGAAUGUUUGAGGGGAGGGCGUGCGUGCGUGCGUGUGUGUGUGCGCAUGCGUGCUCGGGUGUGUGGGGGGAGGGGUGCUGCGGAUCGUGGAGUGUAAGCUGGUUAUGUGUAGUGCUCUGCUUCUGCCUGCCUUGUAUAGAAACACACGGAAAAAAAAGAAGUGUACAUUUUUUUCAUAACAUUUUGAACAAUGUUUAUAAUGAUUUCAAUUUAAGAAAAGGAAAAAAAUCAAAAAACAAAGAAAGAUGAAAGUGUGUGACAUUUUUACAGUCUAGUAAGUUAGUGCAACUGUGCUGAAGUGUGGGUUUGUCUGUAUGAAGAGAAAUUACUAUAUCCCAAGUGACAUGUUUGAUUGGUGUGAGUGGUGUGCUUUACAAACCCCUGUAUGCGUCACGGGUGUGUAAAAGGCUGUGGGGGAGAAGAUCUAGGGUGAUGUGUUUGGGUGGGGCGGGGGUGAUGAUGCUCUCGUGAAAUUACAUGGGGAGAGUGAGGGAAAGACCGAUGACAGAAGAAAAGAAAAAAAUGCGAUGUAUAUUUUCCUUAAAUCUUUAGAGUGACAUGAUGGCGCAUGGAAGACUUUGUAAAUACACUAUUUCCUGCUGCCUUUGCAGUUGCAGAGAGGGAUGUCUGUUCAUGGGGCCAGUGGGAACCCAAAUUCCCCACAACAAAAAGUCCAGUCUUGAGGUGUAUGCAUAUGAAGUGAUGGGGUGCAACUCAAACCAGGUCCUCCGGCCCGUUCCUGUUGCUUGUGACCUUUUGCGUCGCUGUCACCCACCGCGCCUCAAAGGAGAAAACCAUAACGUUUCCCCACGAUCGACCCAGGCAGACCCUCCAACAACAGCAAUUUGAUGGCAAAUGAGUUGCUGACCUUUAAAAUGUGCUUUUGCAAGAUACUGAAUAAAACUUUUAAUGAUACCGAGCCUUGCAUCAUGAGGACACAAGCAACAGGGAAGGACGGCAGGUUACUAGUUUGACUUGCGCCCAUGCUGAUGAUGGUGCUGAUGGUAGUUGUGGUUGUGAUGCGUGACUUGAGUGAGAAAUAAAACCUUCCUUACUUGGCCUUGGAAAACACCCUCUCUGUCUUACAGAGGAGCUUCAAGUGUUGGGAACACACAAGCUUGCUUGAGCCUUGGGCCUAGGAUUUAGCGGUUGAAGAUCAAUCAAGUUUGAAAGUGGGUGAUUGUGACUGCGUUCAUGUGUAUGAUGAUUUCAUUCCGAGACCUCAGCUGCAAGAGGGGUGUGGGGGUUGCAAAACCACCAGUCCUCCCCCUUUCCCCGCUUAGUUUUUUAUUCUUUUCUUAAAAUAGUCUCAGAAAGCUUGAAUCAUGUCUUUUUGUGGAUUUUGAUUAGAUGAACAAAAAAAAACUGAUUAUGGUUGUAGUGAAGUUGCUCUUCUCCGAGCCAAUCGUCAACUUGUUGACCUGCUUUUUAAAUCGUAUCUCCCAGGCUUCCCAGUCUCUUGUGGCUUUCUUGUUAAGCUGGCAUAAGUUUUGGUAGUUAAGGCCUAUAGGAUGUAGCUGUGUACUUCAAAAAGAACUUUGGUACUACAACUCAUCACAAAAGGAAGUGAAACAAAUCUUGGACAGUUGUCGGUCUAAAAACUUUCACCCCAAUUUUUUUUUUCUUAGCCCCUUUGAAGGAUCCCCAACUUAUUUUUUUAAAUACCCGAAGAAUAUCACGAGUAGUUACAGAGAAAAAGAAAAGUCAGUACAGUACAUGAGACAGAAUGGAAUAUAUUAGCAACUUGUGCUACUCAUCAGAUGUUGCUGCUAACUGUUUGUGAAGAUCUAGCUCAUCUCUAACCAUGUUUAAAAAACACUCAUGGAUGUUUUUAAGUUUCCCUUUUCUUCCGUUGGUUCCCUGAUGUGAAUGUGUCCUUCUGGCGACUGUGUGUUGGGUCCACUGAGUGCUAUGAUAUGAUAGUUGGUUGAAAAUGUUUGGAUGUCUGCUACAUAUAGUGUAAGCAUUGUGACUGCAAAAUAAACGUCAAUGGUUUGUAUA